Messenger RNA from Electrophorus electricus (electric eel), 2796 nucleotides. It is a transcript of the gene stx17, whose product is annotated as syntaxin 17. Gene Ontology annotation, molecular function: SNAP receptor activity; SNARE binding. The record is from RefSeq and is a predicted model, not a curated record. NCBI's taxonomy places the organism in Eukaryota, Metazoa, Chordata, Actinopteri, Gymnotiformes, Gymnotidae. Gene Ontology annotation, biological process: exocytosis; intracellular protein transport; vesicle fusion. Gene Ontology annotation, cellular component: plasma membrane; autophagosome membrane; endomembrane system.
AGUGCACAAGGAAGAACGUGGACAUGUUUACAAACAGAAAGUUUGUAACCAAAAUAAAUUUAAGUUUGAAAGCUCCCUUCACUGAAUUUGCUUGUUAGGUAAGAAAAUUUGUUUCAGUAUUAUCGAAUGAGCUGUUCACAUACCGAAAGUUUUUCACCAGCAGUUACAGUCUGUUAGAUAUGAGAAUUGUAUACUAAGUUAAGUUAGCUAGGUGGCUAAGCAGUAUAACAUAGUAAACCGUUUCUACCGAAAUCACCGAAACUGUCGGGCCAGCCUUUAUUACUUGGCAUCGAGACCACGUUUUAAAGUCAUUUCACAAGUUUAAAUUCGGGAUGUCUAGCCAGCUAAGUAAGCUAAGCGAAUAAUUUGGUGGUUAAACCAUCAAAACAGCUGGACCAAGGUCACCCGUUUUAGACACGUUCGCAAAACUUCGAGGACCUUAAGAACUUGUUGGAUUAGCGAAAGUCUUUUGUCGACACUGUCCUUUGAUGGGUUUUAAUGCCACUACGACAGGUGCUGAUAACUUCAGCAGCUUUAAACACUUUUGACAACUACAGUAGUCGGGGUUUUGCUUAUUUGAACACUAAUCCGUGUCAAGGCGCGUAAAUGUAAAAACAGCACGUUGAACUAGCUUUUCGCAGUUAACUUUCAUUCUCGAAGCAUUACAGCUAGCUGAUUUAAGAGAAACUGGACUUUUGUCAAGUUUCCCUAGAAUUUUCCCCACAUUUCUCUCUCCAUCUUCACUUCUACGCGGUGGAAUUACGGUGUGUGUUGGUGGAAUAUUCGUGUGUGAACCUGUAACCUGUUUCAGAGAAGUCAGUUGUCAAAUACUAUGACGGAUGAAGCGGGCAAACUGACGCUUCGGCGUCUGGAAGCCCCCAUCCAAAAAUUCCUCAAAGUGGUGGUCCCGACUGACCUGGAACGCCUCCGUCAGCACCAACACAACAUAGAGAAGUUCCAGAGAGGCGCAGAGUGGGAAAAGUUACACCAGGAGCACAUCAACGCGAGCCGCACUGUGCAGCAGUUGCGUUCGAACCUGCGGGAGAUGGAUAAGUUGUGCGGGCAUGUCCGCAGUGCUGAUGCCACAGCACUGCAGAAACUUGUCCAGCCAAUCCAAGAUCGCGCCUCGGCCGCUGCUCAGAACUUCCUGCAGCUCCACUCCAGCUCUGUCAAUCAUCCAGGGCCACGCCCACAGCAGACAAUCAGCACAAACACACAGAGUGCCUCUGACACACCAAACAGUGAUGGUGAGGUAGGCGGGGCUAGGAUGCCUGUCACUCAAAGUCAGCUUUUCCUACCUGCAAUCCCACCUGACCAAAAUGCUGCAGAGUCUUGGGACUCUCUAGAGGAGGACCUACUGCAGUUGAAUGGUUUAGUAAAUGAGUUUUCCUCUCUCGUGCAUGCUCAGCAGGACAAGAUUGACAGCAUUGAGGCGAACGUUAGCAUAGCGGCGGCUAAUGUGGAGGAGGGGACCCGGAGCCUGGGGAAGACGGCACAGGCCAGCCUGUUGGUGCUGCCUGUGGCAGGCGCCGUGGUGGGCACUGUGCUCGGGGGUCCGCUGGGCCUGCUCGCCGGCUACAAGGUGGCCGGCCUCGCUGCGGCCCUCGGGGGGGCCCUGCUAGGCUUCACCGGGGGCAACCUGAUCCAGCGCAGGAAGAGAGAGAGAGUGGAACACCAGCUCCUACAGCUCCAGGACACUGACCACGGACAUGAACCAACCCAAUAACACACAGCACUGCAUCAAGUCUUGCAUAGACUUUCCCCAUUUCUUAGUCCUUAAUACCGCCUUAAAGAGUCAACCAAUUUUACACCAAGACACAAAUCGCCUUUUGUCUGCACUCUGGGACUGGCCGGCCGUUCUAGCACACACACGGUUUUGGCACGGCUGCAGCAAUGCAACCUUUGGUCAAGCCGCGUAAUAUCGAUCGCAGGUCCAGGCCAGCACGCCAUCCUGUGUCUCCGUCUUGCACGGUCUGCCAAAUCAAACACUAAAGAGAGUAACACUUUUGCUUUCGCUUUGGUGAGCGACUUGGAGCACGGUGCCAGUCUCCGCUUUUCUAGGGGAGCGGGGUUCUUCUCGUGCAUCAGAUGUGUGUCUGAUCGCGCACACGGUAAGCCUUUUUUUAAUGUAGAGGCUGCUAAGUUUAGGGUUAAGGCUUCAUCAUAGAGGUCAGGGAACCUGUACGUGACCUCUGUCCAUGCUGCUCAUCAAUUAUGAAUGUAAAAUAGUUGCCAAGUGAAACCUGGUGGUGGUAAAUUCUCUCUGAUGGCUAGAGGAUAUGUUGCAAUUGCACAUUUCAGAGUAUCAAUUUAUUAUUAACACUUUUUUUUUUUUUCACUUUUAAACAUCUGUUAACUGCCUGUGACGUGACCUCUGUAAGUCGUCUCCUUGCUAUUGUACUGACCUGUCAGAUGUCCAGACGGCCACGCCCCAAUGCCAAAUUUGCCUUAAGUUUUCUAAAGGGUAUUUUUUUUUUGUUUGUUUGUUUGCAAACGGUUUUGCUCAUGUUUUCAGCAACAGUGUGGCCAUCCCCUGGAGCCAGGCGCUUCGUGCUUGUUUAAGUUUUUAAUGCAGCCUCUCUUCCACAGGCCAUAGCGAAGGCAAGCCUAAUGCGGAAAUCAAUUCACCGUGGGGCUUCCUCGCGCGCAAACAAGAUUUAAAUGUUAUUUGAUCCAAGUCCUGUAGGAGACACGCGGAAGCCCAACAAUAACCUUUUGUGCUGCAUCGAUUGCUGUUUUGGGCCUCGAUGGCUGAGAGUGAGAAAUAAAUAAAUGAUGGCUUAUUGCUCAACACUG